CUCGUCGUAUGCUCGUUAUGUUUUCUGCUUCUCUUGCCUGCGGGUGAUCGUUGUUCCAAUUUUACCUGGCAGUUCUACGGUCUUCGCAUCAGCGGUUUCAGCCUCGUUGCUUUCAAUGCAUUAACGACCCCAUCUAUAUCCCUUGAAUGUGUUUGCGACAAAUCUGCGUUUUAGUGUCUGCUGAGGUGUACACUCCACUCAACAUUGCCCUCCCGCUUCUGUCGCUCACGUGCUCUGUUGUUUCCUUGCCCUCGUCCCUCACCUUUUCGACCGGAACUGGCUGUUCUUCCGCCGAGGAACCCUUCUGAUUCGUUGCCUUCCGUUACUGCGCUAUUCCGUCUUUUCUCAUUCCGUCUAUUUUCUUUCUGAAAUAGUCUUUUGAUACAGACUUCCCAUCGCCUGCGUCGUCCGUAGCCGCCGUCAUAGGUGGAGUAUAUCGACAGCGGGACACCGCGAGGGCUUGCACUGUCUGCUCCGCCUGAGUUGCGCGUUUGAGCCACGAGAGAUGCAUUCGAAAGGAUGAAGAGGCGAAAGAGAAAAAAAGCAGAGACUCGCUUUUUUCUGCUCUCGCUGGACUGUACCCCAGCAACAGGCUGGCGAUCCAGUGUCACACUGAGAGGCGUUGGACAUCGGCAGUCAGCAGGGGCCAAAGGAGAGAGCCCCAUUGAUUAAGCGGCCGCUUUAUAGUUCGCUAUACUGAGUCUUCUGGUCGGUUAGUUGGAGUUCUCGCUGUUCUUGGUGUCAUUGUUUUCUCUGGGGACGGUAUAUUGCGAGUUGGACUGCUCGUUUAUCCCUUGAAGGGCUGGGACUUGAACUCCAGCAGGCCGGCGCCUUUCGCUUUCAGAAGAAGGAGGACUCCCUCAGCUAGAGACACACACUUUGGAAUCAUGAGGCCGUCACAGAAGCUGGCUGCUGCAGCGCAGGCGAAGCGAAGCAGCAAUCCACCAGACCAGCCUCUGCCUUGUCUCUCGGGGAAGCCGCGGUCGUCUGCGCGUCACCAGAGACGCACCAAUUCCAUGUCUCUUCUUGAAGAAAGUCUGACCCCCCCGAAGGCGUCUUCGGUUCAGCUGCUGCAUGCGUUGCCAACCAAUAUUAAAGCAAAGGCUGCGAAUCGCGUCUCGUUCGAGCAGCCGCAGCUCGCUGUGGACAAAGGCGGAAGAUCCAUUCCUCGAGACAGAACAGACAAGCUCUCUUCUUCAGCGUCGAACAGAGGAGAGCCGCGCGGUGCGGAUGACAAGCACUUUCCGUACUACGAUACCGAAAGCGAAGAUGAAAAACAGAAAGAACGCUUUCAGGAACGGAGCAUGGAGUCGGACUGGCUGGAAGAACAAAGAAAAUCUAUCACAGACCAGCAGAGGCGGUUUCAGGCUCUUGUUGAUCGGCUGCGUCUCCGAGAGGGAGAUGUUCACCUCGCACCGUCUGUGCGGAACAAUGUGCUGAGCAAGCUGCAGGAUGCGAUUCCGUCUCCGGCGUCUUUGGCGUGCUCGUCGCAAGAGAGCGGCGUCGACAUGUGGUCGCCUUCCUCGUUUUCGCACGCCUCCUCGUUUCCGUCGUCGCCGAAUGCAGCGAAGAAGGCCGAAGAUGAUCCGGCUCUCGACCCCACUUGGACGCAUGCGUCGACCCUCGUCCGGCGUCUCCAGCAGGUCCACGCGCAGCGUGAAGAGCUGGAGAGGUGGGAGAGAGAACAGCGCAGGUUGCAGCAGGAGCAGCGGCGGGAGUUCCUCGAGAAGCAGCGUGACCGAGAGAAAAAGGAGUGGGAAGAGCAGAUGGCCCGGCAAAUUGCGGCUAACAAAGAAGUUCAGAAGGAGCUGGAUGAGCGCCUGAAGCGUACCAAGACGAAAGGCGACGUUGCCUCGCCUUCGCCGCAGACUCAGAUCAAGAAACUGUUGAGUGAGAAGCCUCCCGACGCACUUAUCGGUCUCGUAAAGGAGGCGCAGGCGAAAGGCGAAGAGAUGUUUCCCGCGGUGCCUCCCAGAGAUCAGAAGACGCGCAGAGACGUCAAAGGCGCCAAGCGUGUUGUCCAGCCCCAUCCUGGCAUCACCCUGCAUGUUCAGUCGCUCCAGAUUUGCUGGUGGAGACCGGACAGCUCAACGAGGCAGAGAAGGCCACGACGAGAGGGAGCACAGGAAGGCAAUUCCCCAGAAAAGAACGAAGCCCGGGACACUUCGCCAGGUCCUGAAGAUGAGGACGGAGAGGCCUCCGCCCGCUCCUCGUCGGACUCUUCGUCUUCGGACGAAGACGUCGGAGCCAGUGGUGGAGACGCGGCCGCAGCAGUCUGCCGGAGGCAAGGAGACGAGAGCGGCAGCAAGCGAUGUCUGAAACCGCCCGCAACAGUGGUUCCAGGCGCAGUCAACUACUGUUUAGUCGCAAGGUAUGCCGAAGAAGACGAAAGCGGAGUCGCCGAUGUCCCGGUGUUCACCACAGCGUGGUACUCGGCGCGUGUCGCUCUCAGUCAGCCCAAGAAGAAGGACGAGCAGCGAGGAGCGGGGGCGGGGAAAGGAAGAGGCGGCGCGGACGCGAAAGGUCAGCGAGGCUUUGCUGGAAGGGAUCCGGCAAAACAGGGUGAGCAACGCGAAGUCGAGGCAACCAGCCAGACUGGAGGACAGCUGGCUCUCGGUCGAAGAGCGACAGUCGCUGCAGCGUAUUUGGGGAAGGCUCUGGGUCAGCAGGCCGGGAAGGCAGGCGAGGAGAAAGCGGCGGAAGCCAGAAAAGAAGGUGGAGACGCUAAGGAGGAAGACGAGUCGCAGGCGCCGCGAAAACCCGUCCUCACGGUCGUUAAAGAGGCCUGCGUCAUAAAUGCAGACAUCACGCUUCCUCAGCUGACGACUCUGCAGGCGAUGCGGGUCAACGAAAACUGUCUGGUGCUCCAGAUUUGGCGAUACGAAAAACAGCUGCGAAGCGGAGGCAAGAGGGUGGAGUCGAGAAGUACCGGGCCCGCAACGGAGGACCCAGGAGGCCCUGGCUUGGAAAAGAAAAGAAGAGGAAGGCCUGAAGUCGAACACUCGGCGCCCUCGCGGUACAGACACCACGUCGAAGAAGUGGGACGCGUCCGGGUUCUCUUGGAGGACCCGAGAGUCUAUGACAAAUCCCAGAGUGUCUUCACAAUUACUCCAGUCCAGGUUCUGAAGGUCGCACACAACGCGCAAUUUCGAUUCGGCCAGGCAUCUGUCGGGCUCUCAGCCGCUGCGAAGGGUUUCACAGGCGCGGAAUGCAAGCUUCCAUCUGGACGCCACGUCCACUCCAAGCGCCUCUCUCUCGCUGCGACAGCAAUCACUUCAUCCGGGACCCUAUACGCAUUCAUCACCAGCACCACGAGGAAGGCUGCCCCGUUGACGAGCGCAUCGAGGACCCAAGAAAUGCGGGGUGGGAGACAGGGUAGACACGCUCUUAGAGACACACAGGAUCCAGGGCUGAGAAAAGAAAUGUUGCAGUGGAAAUACGUGGAUGAUUUCAAGGUUCUUCAAGGGCCCUUCUCGAGUCAGCAAAUGCUGGACUGGAUACGAGCAGGCUACUUCGAGGAAGAUGCACCGAUCUGCCCAGCUGAUGAAACUUGUCGUCUCCAGCCGCUUCGCCUGGUCGUGGGGAAGAUUCGGCAAGAUGCGGAAGAGUUUCGGCGCAAGAGCCACGCCUUUGAUUCGAGCAAGGUAGAGAAGGGCAACGAGAAUUCUCCAGGCUCGAGACGGGGCUCCCCCCUCUCAUAUGAGCGACCAGCGGCGCCUAGCCCUGAGGGCCGAAGGCGUGAAGAGGAUCGGAAAAAGGGAGGCGAUAAAAGGCUGCAUAAAUCCCCAAAUGCCGGCGACAAGCCGGAAAAUGCAAGUCGGAAUGGGACCUCCUUUGCGAUAACGGUCACGACGACGGCAGACUCCGAACCGGCGCGAACGCCGGUGUCGUCGGGAAAGCAAAGUCCGAAAUGUUCGGCGCCAGCAACAUCUGGAGAAGGCAAACGCGAGCUCGACGAAAAGGUGCAACCGACGGGGCUGCCGCGGGGGAAGGGAGCCGAAGUGCAAAGCGUCAUGAAACUGCUGGAAGAGGCCACCAACUGUUUAUCCCGGAUUUCCUCCCAUCGAAUGUCGAACUACCUCCGUUACACAGUAGCCGACCGGGCAGCCGAGUUGCCCCCGAUGCAAGUCGCAUCGUCAGUCGAAACUCCUCCUACCAUGAGAAACUCACUAGUGUUUUCCCCGGGAGGCGCCGUGCCUGCAAUGCCGGAAUCCUCUCGCUGGGACGCGCACGCAAAUCCCGCGAACGGACGGUACGGUAGUCCUGUUAGUCAGCAGCGGCACUCACAAAUUCGGGGGAAAAUGCAAGCGCUGGAGCAAAUGUUUGGACGGAGCGCUCUUAGAGAAGCCUGCGCGGUGUACAUACAGGCCGCAGUUCGUGGCUGGCUGCAGCGCCUCCGGCUGUGGCGAACUUACCAGGCCGAAGUGGCGGCCGCCACUGCAGCUCUGGCGGAAUGGGAAGCGCAGCAAGUAGGCAGUGGCUCCAUUUCGCAUGCGCACGUGUCAUGUCCGGGACUCUCCGCGAAUCUCACGCCAUUUCCUGACCGUAACGAACGGCAGUUUCCGACCUACGGGUCUCCGCGUCCAGCAGACAGCAGAGAUCUAUGCACGGCUCCGCCACAACCGGGGGUGUACAACUCAGAAGGCAUAUGGGGUCGAGGCACGUCGUUGUCUCACGGGGCCGACGCAGGCACUUCAACAGGUUACACUAACGCGUGGCCUUCGUUUUCCCCCCAGCCGCUAGCUGCGCCCUCGACUGUAGCCAUGGACGUGCAUCCCUACACAGGCUGGAGUAGCAAUACUCUGGCCGCCUGCGCAGGUUCUCCCCUCGAAUCAGGUUCUCACGCUGGUAGCUGGAGGACGCAGACGGGGCACCCUGAGGGGUAUGGGGCUUUUGGAAGGAACCACGACACAAGUGCCGGGGUGGGGGAAUGGGGACAGAGUGUCUCUCAAGGCGGGUCCUUCCUGUCGUACACGCAACUGGCGGCCGAACGCGGUAUCGGACCCUCUUACGGAGAUGCAUUUCAUCUCCCAUAGAACACCUACGGGACGUGAAAGGGUGGCAUGGUUGCUGUGUGGCACAUGUACAUUUGUUUUUCGGCUGGAGCAUCCUUUGCUGCUUUCAAGUGUGCGCCAGUGUUUCCCGUUCAAAACAAAGUAGAGGGACCUUGUAGAAGCUAUCUAGCUUUCUUGAACUUCUCAAAUUGCAUCGAAGAAACGACCGCUCUAAAACGCUUGUCAUGCGAAGUUACCGCUUUCCCUAGCCACUGUACUAGCAGGCAGCCAGAAGCUCCGAAAAUGAAGGCGCUGUGCGGCCUCUUAUUUGUGCUUGUGUUGCCACUGUAUUCUUUGUCGUUUUCUCGUGAGUGCGGCUUUCUCCUUUUUACCACCAAUGCAGAGUCAAGCACGCCUCUGCCUUGCCCUCCGUCAGGAUCAUAUCAUAAAUGCGUAGCCAAAUGAAGCCGAAUACAAAGUCCUCCGCCUCGUGACUCUUCGGAGGCGGAGAGAACAGAUGCGAUAAAGAUUCGGGCGUUGCAAAUGGACGGGUGUACGGUAAUAUGAGAUCGCAGAAAGAAGCAAGGCAACUGAAAAACAUGAAACGGAAAGGAUGAAAGGAAAGCUGAGUGCAACAUAGAUGAGGUACAAAAACAAAUACAGAUCCAACCAGUGAGCUGCGAGGGUG
This is a messenger RNA of Toxoplasma gondii ME49, 5682 nucleotides long. Its product is annotated as GYF domain-containing protein. The transcript is spliced from 4 exons. Lineage: Eukaryota; Apicomplexa; Conoidasida; Eucoccidiorida; Sarcocystidae. The record is from RefSeq and is a predicted model, not a curated record. Bases 888 to 5036 code for a protein of 1382 amino acids. Gene Ontology annotation, molecular function: protein binding.